Molecule: messenger RNA, 643 nt
Organism: Amoebophrya sp. A120
Lineage: Eukaryota; Dinophyceae; Syndiniales; Amoebophryaceae
Source: the annotation of a GenBank genome assembly
AUGCCCGGUGCAGGGAAAAAAAAUGCUGAGAUCAGCAAAAAAGGCAACGUGAAAAAGUUGCCCGCAAUGAAGAAAGCGGCAGUUCCCAAGGCGAAGGCAAAGGCUGCUGCAAACGUGGGUAAGAAGAAGGGCGGUACUGCCGUGAAGAAGAAGCCUGCGGCACCCAAGGCGAAGACGAAGUCUGCUGCAGAUGUGGGGAAGAAGAAGGGUGGUACUGCCAUGAAGAAGAAAUCUGCGGCGCCGGAAGCUAAGGCGAAGCCCGCGGCAGACGCGGGGGAAAAGAAGGGUGGUACUGCCAUGAAGAAGAGAUCUGCGGCACCGGAAGCUGAGGCGAAGUCUGCUGCAGACGCGGGGAAGAAAAAGGGCGGCACUGCCAUGAAGAAGAAAUCUGCGGCGUCGGAGGCUAAAUCGGACACCGCUGCAGGCGUGGCGAAGAUGGAGGACUGCACUACCGGUGCUUCCGCCGAGAAAGACGCGAAACAAGGUGAAGCGGAAAAGUAUAAAUACGUUGUUUAUCUUGCUGACAUUUAUGAGGCUGAGGAGCGUAGUACGUCCGAUAACGAGGAGGAAGAAAAUUCGGACCGAUCGGAGUAUAGGGCUGGACAUGGUUACACUGAAGUGCCCGAAAAUGACGUAUCGGUGA